AUGGCACCCAAGAUCUUCAUCACGGGAAUAACAGGCUACAUAGCCGGCGAUGCCUUCUACGGUUUGCACAAAGCCCACCCAGACUACGAGUAUUCCGCCUUAAUCCGCACCCAAGAAAAAGCCUCCAAAGUAAAAUCCCAAUAUCCAAACGUCCGCCCAGUAAUCGGCGGUUUGGACGACAGUUCCAUAAUUGAAGAAGAAGCUUCGAAAGCAGACAUCGUUCUCCACGCAGCAGACGCCUCGGACCACGAAGGUGCCGCACGUGCAAUAGCCAAGGGCCUGGCCAAAGGCCAUACCAAAGAAAAUCCAGGAUUCUGGCUCCAUACCGGCGGAACAGGAAUUUUGACAUAUUUCGACUCGAAAGAUGAUAGAUUAGGUGAAGAAUGGACGAGAGGAGAAUUCAAUGACUAUUCCGGAGUUUCUGAACUCACGACAUUGCCGGACGAAGCUUUUCACCGAAAUGUUGAUAAGAUUGUUCUCGAGGCCACAGAGAAGCACGGCGAGGCUGUGAAGACUGCCAUCAUCUGUCCCCCGACAAUCUACGGAAAAGGUCGAGGACCAGUCUCUGGACGAGGAAGACAAGUCUACGAAUUAACGAAAAUGAUCCUGACCAAAGGCUACGCACCAGUCAUCGGAAAGGGAAAAGCGAAAUGGGACAAUGUCCAUGUCUACGACCUAUCAAACGUGUAUGCCCUCCUAGUCGAAGCCGCAGUAAACAGGAAUCUUUCUGAUGAGAUCUGGGGCGAGAAGGGAUAUUUCUUGACAGAGAAUGGCCGACAUGUCUGGGGAGAUUUGAGUAAAUUCAUUGCUGCUAAGGCUGCGGAGAUGGAUGCGAUUCCGAGAGAUUACAAGGUGCAGAGUUUGCGUAAGCAGGAGGCUUGGGAUACGGCGGGUUUCGAGGCUCUGAGUUGGGGUUUGAAUUCUAUGGGGAAGGCGGAGAGGGCGAAGAAAGUGCUGGGGUGGAAGCCGAGGGAGUGUAGUUUGGAGGAAGAGGUGCCGAAGAUAAUUGAGGAGGAGAGGGAGUUGCUGGGAAAGAAGUAG
Molecule: messenger RNA, 1041 nt
Organism: Pseudocercospora fijiensis CIRAD86
Lineage: Eukaryota; Fungi; Ascomycota; Dothideomycetes; Mycosphaerellales; Mycosphaerellaceae
Exons: 1
Coding region: 1-1041 (346 amino acids)
Source: RefSeq, a predicted model, not a curated record